AUGAGGAUUGCAAUAUCUGAAGCAUUACCUUACACAGUGCACCGUUUCUGCAACUUUCACAUCAGCAAGAACCUGGAUGACAAGUUGUCCCUAUUCUUCGCAGUAAGAGGGACUCUGAAGGAAGAACUAAGAGCGGUUAUAAGGAACUCAUUUACUCCAGAGGAAUUCGAAAAUAGCUGGCAUGAUCUACUGGAGCGUCACAAUGCUUUGGGAGAGCCACACCUGGACAGGAUAUAUGACAUCAGAGCUCAGUGGGUCCCAGCAUAUUUCAAAGAGAGAUUCUUCCCAUUCACUUCAUCGACGGGGAGAAGUGAGAGCACAAACUCCUUAUUCAAACACUAUGUAAAAAGGAAGGACUCGAUUGCAACAUUCUUCAAGGAGGAAGCAAUGAAAAUCUACACAUACCCAAUAUACGGCAAGUUUGCUGAAGAGCUAAGGAAGGGUACUGCUUACAACAUUGAAGUUGUGGAAGAGAAGAGAUUGUACAGAGUUAUUAGGGUGGCAAACUAUAGAAAUGCAGAGUUCCCCAGAUUAAUAUAUGUGGUUACUGUUUCCUCUGAUGACGAUGUGUACAGAUGCUCGUGCUCUAAGAUGGCUCGCGAUGGAAUACACUGCUGCCAUGUCAUGAGGGUGGCUAGUCAUAUUGGUUUGACUGAGCUUCCUGUCAGUUUCAUCAACCCUAGAUGGACUACUGCAGCUGGGAUAGAGGUAGCGCGAUUGACGGAGAGAAGAAGCAAUACAGCAUCACAGAACACACACUUGGCUGUUAGACACGCGAUUGAAAUGAGCAAAAUAUCACACAUACUAUCUACUGUCUGCACGGAUGAUAGGUCAUACGACUUGUUUGCUGAAGGAGUUGCUGAGCUGAAGAAAGCUAUAUGCAAAGAUGCAAUGGAACGCCUCCAGACGAAAGAAAAAGUCACACGUAAGAGAAAAAAAGUUGAUGACCCAGUUCAACAAGAUACUGACAAUAUGCGUCAUGAAGAUAGAGAAGACAACAAUCAUGGACACAACAAUGAACAGAUAAACCAUGAGGAGAAAAAUUCAAGUGACGAAGAAAAAAAUGAAGAUGAGCAUCGCACUUAUAAGGAUCCACCACAGUCAGGAAAACCAGGGUUCAACCUAGGUGAAAGACCUAUGAAUUUCCAUGAGAAAUGUGCUGCAAAACUAAAGAAAAAGGCUGCACCAAGAUUGUGUGGACUUUGCAGGUUGCCUGGACACAAGAGACCAAAAUGCCCAGACAGAGACAAGGUUGGCAUGAGCAUACCAGGAAUGGAUUCCCAAAAAGAAGAAGGGAACCCAUGA
Lolium perenne is the source of this 1305-nucleotide messenger RNA. Lineage: Eukaryota; Viridiplantae; Streptophyta; Magnoliopsida; Poales; Poaceae. The record is from RefSeq and is a predicted model, not a curated record.